This is a messenger RNA of Schizosaccharomyces octosporus yFS286, 1205 nucleotides long. RefSeq names its product coatomer epsilon subunit. Lineage: Eukaryota; Fungi; Ascomycota; Schizosaccharomycetes; Schizosaccharomycetales; Schizosaccharomycetaceae. Gene Ontology annotation, molecular function: structural molecule activity; protein binding. The coding region runs from base 122 to 988 and encodes 288 amino acids. Gene Ontology annotation, biological process: retrograde vesicle-mediated transport, Golgi to endoplasmic reticulum; endoplasmic reticulum to Golgi vesicle-mediated transport; intra-Golgi vesicle-mediated transport. Gene Ontology annotation, cellular component: COPI vesicle coat. The transcript has 2 exons. The record is from RefSeq and is a predicted model, not a curated record.
UUUAUUCAACAAUUUUUUAAUUCAAUGCGUUAUAGAAUCUGAUCGCACCAAGUAGAUAAUAUCUCCUAGCCAGCUUACAGGUACCUUCUUUCUACGUCCACCAAAACAAUUGACCCACACAAUGUUCUCUUGGGAGGCAAGUUUAUCGAAUGAACUUUACUUUGUUCGGCAAUACUUUUAUAGCGGUAGCUAUGACAAGUUGUCUGAAAUCGAUACUUCAUCCUUAUCCGAAAAAGGCCUUGAACUAACAGAAUUGUACAUGGCCAGAGCAAAGCUGGCAUUGGGAGAAAGUAUUGAGUCGAUUCAGGGCACGCUUACUCAAAAGUCUGCCGGAGGCGCCGCUCUUUUGGCAUUGGCAGGAGAAGGAAACAUGGACCAUUUGAUCGAGCAGCACGGCGAUACAGAUGCCGCUGUGCAAACACUAGGCGCCAUCUAUUUGAUUCAUAAAGAAGCUUAUGACGAGGCCUUAUCUUUGCUCCAAAAAUCUGUGGAAAACUUGGAAGCAGUAGCUUUGGAAGUCUAUAUUCGUUUAUACCAACACAAAUUAGAAGCCGCAGAAGCAGCAAUAACGAAAAGUUUGGAUUGGGCCGAUGAAGAAAUUGUUUUGCAAAUUGCUCAAUCUUGGGUAAAACUUGCUAAAGGCGGUUUAGAUUCUUACAAUGACGCCUUUUACGUAUACGAAGAAUUAAACGGAAGUGAAAGCAAUCCUCGUGUUUUGACUUGCAUGGCUUGCUCUGAUUUAUGCUUAUUACGUACUCAAGAGGCCGUAAGCUCUUUACGAUCGGCCCUUGAAAUGCAAUCCGACUAUACACCAGCUGCUGCCAAUUUGAAGACAGCUGUUCUUGCUCUAGGUCCUUUGGCCCCCUUAGACGCAAAACAACUUUACGAAACUUCUUCUUGUGGUGCUUUUCUAGCAAAACAGUUGAAUCAAAAAUCUCAAGAAUUUGAUACAUUGGCGACACAAUUUCUCGCUAAUUCUUCUGCAUGAUGAUUGUGCAAGUCUUUUUUUUUUUUUUUUUUUUUCAUUUCAUUUUACGAUCUUCGCUAUAUAGACGAUUAUCCUUUCAUUCCUUGUCGAUUCGCAAACGCUCGAACUUGAUUUCAGUCGUAUAAUUGUCCUUGACAUUCCUAUAAUAUUUAUAAUUCAAUUAACUAUGCCUUUUAUUCUCCUUGUGUUAGACACAUUGAGUAUUAGAAUAGUAGCU